GGCACGUCUUCCUGUGUUCUCACGGUUGGUUCUGUUUGUGAGACCUGUAGCUCGACUUUGCUGAUAGCAAGAUGUCUUCAGGAAAUGCAAAAAUUGGGCAUCCUGCUCCCAGCUUCAAAGCCACGGCUGUUAUGCCCGAUGGACAAUUCAAAGAUAUCAGCCUAAGUGAUUACAAAGGAAAAUAUGUUGUAUUCUUUUUUUACCCUCUUGACUUUACUUUUGUGUGUCCCAGGGAGAUCAUUGCUUUCAGUGAUAGAGCAGAAGAAUUUAAGAAACUCAACUGCCAAGUGAUUGGAGCUUCUGUGGAUUCUCACUUCUGUCAUCUGGCAUGGAUUAACACACCCAAGAAACAAGGAGGAUUGGGACCCAUGAACAUUCCCUUGGUAUCAGAUCCCAAGCGCACCAUUGCUCAGGAUUAUGGAGUCUUAAAAGCUGAUGAAGGUAUCUCUUUCAGGGGCCUCUUUAUUAUUGAUGAUAAAGGUAUCCUUCGCCAGAUAACAAUAAAUGAUCUUCCUGUUGGCCGCUCUGUGGAUGAGAUUCUGAGACUAGUCCAGGCCUUCCAGUUCACUGACAAACAUGGUGAAGUGUGCCCAGCUGGCUGGAAACCUGGCAGUGAUACCAUCAAGCCUGAUGUCAAUAAGAGCAAAGAGUAUUUCUCUAAGCAGAAGUGAGCACUGGACCAGUUUUCUGGCAGACAGCUUUGAGCAGCCAGAAGAAAUUUGUACUCUACACAUGACGUGGUGUGAUUCCAGAUAAGCCUUUCCUACAAGGGCUGGGGGUGGUUAGCCUUUCUUCCACUAUUGGUAAGGGGCAGACCAUCUUAUAUCAGUCACAGAAACCAGCCUGUUAAUCUGUUAAUUCUCUCUCUCUCUCUCUCUCUCUCUCUCUCUCUCUCUCUCUCUCUCUCUCAAGUAUCUAUUAAACGUGAAUUCUGUGAAAAAAAA
Molecule: messenger RNA, 944 nt
Organism: Rattus norvegicus (Norway rat)
Lineage: Eukaryota; Metazoa; Chordata; Mammalia; Rodentia; Muridae
Gene: Prdx1l1
Product: peroxiredoxin 1-like 1
Exons: 1
Coding region: 72-671 (199 amino acids)
Biological process (GO): cell redox homeostasis
Molecular function (GO): oxidoreductase activity; peroxidase activity; thioredoxin-dependent peroxiredoxin activity
Source: RefSeq, marked validated